GGUCAGUGAAUGCGAAUAUGCAGCGUGGCCUGUAGAUAGACCGUGAUGAACGUAAGACGAUCGCGCAGGUCCCACCUAUUCCCGGCGAUCGCCCAUUUGAUUGGUCCAUUUCGCUUGCAACUUCCUUGCCUCUCAACCCGCCCAAACGCAUCCGCUUGUUCACGCUCGACAUCGCCGCUCACCGAAACCUUUUCCAUCGCCAAACAGCACCCCACGACCUCUUUUCAUCACUUUCGACGCGAUAAAUCGCAUGCCGAGGCCAGUGCGACACUUUUGACACCCAUAUCAGCAGUAUUGAGGCGCGUUGGUGGUCGAAUUAGCGCUUCUGGGAGCGUGACUCCUCUUCGCUGGGCCGCCCCCAGGCGCCAGAUUUGCACCACGCCCCAUACGCAGCCCAAACGACCCAAACAUUUGUCACGUGCGCUUCGCUGCGACAACAAACAAUGACGGCUCGCGCAACUGGGCAGCGCUUUAGGCAGCGCAAGCUUUCGACCAAACAGAAUUUACCUGUCGUCCGCGAGAGUGAGGUUGAACAGCUUGCUGAUGACGAUGCGUCGCGCCAUAUUCCCAAGGUUGAGACCGGUGUUGAGAAGGGCGAGGAGAUUGAGCACCAUCUACAGGCCGUCAUCUCCGCCGCCCAGGCAGCUGCGCAAGGCGCGACUGGUGGGAAGAUUGCACAACUCUACAUUCCGACUCCGGAUGCUGUCGCCAGCACACUGCAAUAUGAAGAUGUCUAUCCAAAACGGUUUACACAACCUGCCACUUACAUACGGUUCUCGUCAACCGUGGAGGAUACGUCCGGCUGCCCGUAUUGCAUGAACAGUGAUGAUCUCGCCUUUCUCAAGUCUUACAACCAGAAAAAGGGCAAAAACAACAAUUGUUCAGAAGACGAGUUCGAAGAGGUUAUGAACUUUUUCGAAGAAACCACAGCAAUCAAGCAGCCGUAUGCCGCGGUCGACAACUCGUCUGCUCUUGCCUAUGAGGAACUUGAAGCCGAGUUCGAUGAGACAAUCAGCGAGUCGGCGCGGCGGUUCGCCAAAGACAUUUACCCACAUUGGAAGAAUCAACGAUUACUAAAGGGCAACCGCCCGCUGAUGCCCUCACUGAAGUUCGAGACGAAUCUCGAAACCGAUGAUGCUGACCCGUAUGUUUGCUUCCGACGCCGUGAGGUCCGACAGGUCCGCAAGACGCGUGGUCGCGACGCGCAAGUAACGGAGAAGCUCAAGAAGCUGAGGAAGGAACUGGAGGAGGCUCGUUUGCUGAUGUCGCAAGUCAAGCGACGAGAGGCAGUCAUCAGAGAACAGCUUGCCACAGACAAGCUGAUCUUCGAACAACGCCAUGCCGUCAAGGAGCUCAAGCGUAGACUCAGCAUCAAGGGUGAUGAUGACGAACUACUCAUCACUCAGAAGCCUGCUCCUAAGCCAAAGAGAACUGCCGAUGUUGAAAGACAACGUCAGACUCUACCAGGCAUGAAGCCUACCAACACACGUCCAGACGGGCGUCUUGUUGAUGGUGAUAUAGUGUACCUCGAAGAGCAGCAAGCCAAGCGCACCGAGGCCAUCGAUAGCUUCAUCGAAGACAACCUGGUUAAGCACCAAAAGUGGAAUGUGGGCUGGGUCGACGCAACAUGGCGGCCCAUCACGCCACCUUUGGAGCCGCCGGCUGCGAAGUCGGACUUCCGUACAGUCUUUACGGAGAGUCAGCUUCCCACGCCUCCUGCGUCCGUGUCUGAUGGUGAAGGUGCUGAUGCGACAGCAGUGGUGCCGUCGAGUAAGCAGACAGAUCCACGGAGAAGUGCGCGCAUACGUUUUGCCACUCCUCCAGAUGACGUUCCAUUCCAUGAUCAAUCUCGCUUCCGUCGUAGAAUCGGUCGAGGCGGGCGUAUGAUGAUCGAUCGCCGAGGCGUGAAGCGUCAAAAGACCGAGAGGGUAGACGACCGCUUGGCCGAUCGAUGGCGCUUCUCCGGCGACAGCAGUGAAGAUGAGGAGACAUAUCCCGUCGACUGGACAGACAAUCUGCACAUCAGGUAUCGCAUCAUGAUUGAGCGCCAGGGCGAGAAGGCUGCGGUUCAACAACCUCCACCAAAUCCGAAUCGCCGGUCCAUUGAAAACCACAAUCGAUCUGCAUCCGGCCAUCUUCUUCCUCCUACACCCACAACUGCCGCAGCUGGAGGUUCUUCCGGGAGAUAAAUUCCCGCAGUUUACAAUCUCUUCUUCUUUUAGCGCUUUACUUAUCGACAAGUUAUACCCUUUGUUUUCUAUUGGCUCGGUGGGCUGGCUCCAAAGAUCUACCAAAGUUAUGUACAGUAGCCUUUUAAAUUCAGGGAGGAGGAGGCAAUGCUGGAUGGUUGGGUGGGUGAAGGGAGGUGCGAAGGUUA
Molecule: messenger RNA, 2377 nt
Organism: Alternaria alternata
Lineage: Eukaryota; Fungi; Ascomycota; Dothideomycetes; Pleosporales; Pleosporaceae
Exons: 3
Coding region: 444-2189 (581 amino acids)
Biological process (GO): regulation of transcription by RNA polymerase II
Cellular component (GO): piccolo histone acetyltransferase complex
Source: RefSeq, a predicted model, not a curated record